Messenger RNA from Rhodamnia argentea, 5040 nucleotides. RefSeq lists its product as uncharacterized. Lineage: Eukaryota; Viridiplantae; Streptophyta; Magnoliopsida; Myrtales; Myrtaceae. Gene Ontology annotation, molecular function: zinc ion binding; RNA-DNA hybrid ribonuclease activity; nucleic acid binding. The transcript has 4 exons. The coding region runs from base 1 to 5040 and encodes 1679 amino acids. The record is from RefSeq and is a predicted model, not a curated record.
AUGGAAGCGGAUUAUGAACAUGAACUGCGUAUGGCUGCUCUGAGCAGAAGAUUAAGACACCUCUGGCCAAAAAGAAAAACUGCAGUUGUAGAUGAUUAUAUCACAGAGGAAAAUUUGCGGAAUGGGGAAAAAAUUGCUUUCGGCAGAUUACAUGGAAGUCAGGAUGUGAAUUUCCAAGCUUUUCAGACAACUAUGAAGAAAGCUUGGAAAUGUGAGAAUGUGACCUGUACGCAGUUUCUUCCUGGCCUCUUCCAAUUCGAGUUUCCAACGAUAGAGGAAAAGUUGAGAAUCCUGGAGUCCGGGCCAUGGUCUUUCACCCGCCAUGUGCUUGUUCUUAGGCCUUGGGAACCUGGUGUUCUACCGCAAUGUAUUAAGUUUGAUUCCUACGCCUUCUGGAUGCAUAUUCAUGGGCUUCCCGUGGAGGGGAGAACGGAAGAAGUAAUUAGAAACAUUGCAGGGAAAUUAGGAGAAGUUCUCGAUGUGAAGGUUGAAGCAAGGGGUUUUUCUGCUCUGACUGUGGGAAAAGCAAAAGUUAUAUUAGACUUAUCUUGUCCCCUUGAGUCUGGAAUGAUCUACAGUUUCAAGGGUAAGGAACACUGGCUGGAUUUUCGUUAUGAAAGACUUCCUGUGUAUUGUUUUUCAUGUGGACGACUAGGUCAUUAUGCCCAAAAAUGCAAAGAGAUACCUUACGAUGAGGAGUUCCUCUCAAAUGAUGACAACUUACUCUAUGGCUCUUGGCUCAAGGCGGAGUUCAACACUUUUAGUCCUUUCUGGAAGUCUUUCUAUGAACCACCUUUGGAGGUGCAGACUGAUGUUGAGAGUGCUCCUGAAAAUCCCGAAAUCCUUGAACAACAUGAAACCCUCGAAAUUGUUGCCAAUGACCCUCUAGAAGAAAGAGGAAAAAGGAAAAUGACAGACGGUCAUAAUAGGAAUGCGCUGAACCCCCUGUCGGACAAGGAAGUAGUGAUGUUUGAUCAAUCUUCCCCUCUGUAUUUAGAGCUCCCUUCAACUCAGCAAGGUCUUAAAUCCCUGCAGAAAACCAAAACUAUUAGCAAGGGCAGAGAAGUGAAAAAAGUGAGAAGAUAUAGUCCCUAUGAAAAACAAGGCUCCAGUAGUCAGAUUUUAGACGAGUUGAAACUGUUAGAGACCCAAGUGUUGGAAGUGGUUCAAGCCUUAAGGGCCAUCGUGGCUCGUGAUAAGCCCAAUGUGGUUUUCCUUACUAUAUUAUGGAAGGAGGAGGCCUCGGUGACUGUCCUUUCUGCAACCGAAGAGUGGAUCGAUAUUAGGUAUGAGGAUACAACACAUAAGACCUCAUUCAGAGUUACCUUUGUCCAUGCCCCGGCGACCUUCCAGCGAGACUCCAAACCUGGGGGACAGCUACGACAGCUCAAAGCACGGAACAACCUACCGUGGGUUUGUGUAGGGGAUUUCAAUGAAACUUUGUAUUAUUGGGAGAAAGUGGGAAAGAGAGACUCAGAGCACUACCGCAUGCAAGCUUUUCAGGAGUUCCUAAACAAGCGUGGUUUAAUGGAUAUAGAAAGCAAGGGGUGUGCGUUCACAUGGGCUAAUAACCGAGAAGGGGUAGAGUUCGUGAAGAAGAGACUAGAUCGAGCUACUUGCAAUAUUGAGUGGAGAGUGGAGUUCCCGGCAGCUGAAGUGUUUGCUUUGCCUGCAAUUGGUUCGGAUCACAACCCAUUAUUGAUAUCCUUGUCCGGAGAUCCUGUGAAGAGAAAGAAGUUGUUCGGAUUUGAGGCAUUUUGGCGGGAACAUGAAGAAUGUGGGAGGACAAUUAAAGAAACCUGGAAUUCUCCGAAUCCGAAAGCGGCAGACCUAGUCGGGAGGAUUAAAGCAAUCACUAAAUCCUUAGCCUUUCGGAGUAAAACUACUUUCUCAAACAACCAAAGAGUUAUUAAUGGCCUGCUAGAAGAACUUCAGCAUAGUACUAACACUCGGUAUGGAAUCCAAGGGAGAGGUAAACAAAAAGAAGUCAUAGAGGGUAUUGAGACUUUAUGGAGAAGAGAAGAAAUGUAUUGGGGUUUGAGGUCAAGGAUUACUUGGCUUAGAUGGGGUGAUAAAAACACGAAGUUUUUCCACGCUACGACAAUACAGAGGAGGCAGCGAAAUAGAAUAUCUAUGUUGAAAGACGAUAAUGAGAUUUGGAUUCGAGAUCCCGGGAACCCGAAGGAGAUGACUUCCAAGUUUUUUGAGGGCCUUUAUACCUCGGUAGGACCUCGAAACAUCGACCUUGUAUUACAACACCGCCCUACGCUGGUUACAAAUGAGAUGAACGAAGCUUUAUCUGCAAAUAUCUCCCCGUUGGAAAUCCAGACUGCUGUUUUUCGGAUGGGUUCGUUAAAAGCUCCUGGACCUGAUGGGUUGAAUGGGCUCUUUUUUCAUCGGAACUGGGAGGAUAUUAAAACAGAAGUAUAUGAGGAGGUGCGGGGCUUUUUUAAUACCGGGAUCUUGAACCCCGAGCUAAAUAAGACUCAUAUCACCCUCGUCCCCAAAGUCAAAUGCCCAGAAAAAUUGGAUCAAUUUCGACCCAUUAGUCUCUGCAAUUUCGCCUAUAAAAUCAUAUCGAAGGUCCUUGCAAAUAGAUCGAAACCAUGGCUGAAGGAUAUAAUAGAAGAGGAACAGAGUGCCUUCGUGGGAGACAGACAGAUACAGGAUAAUAUACUGGUUGUUCAAGAAGUCCUUCAUCGCCUAAGGGUGCGUAAAAGAAAGAAGAAAUUCCAGGCUGUCCUUAAGCUCGACAUGAAAAAAGCAUACGAUAGGGUCGAAUGGGAUUUCUUGGAAGCUUGUAUGAGGAAAAUGGGGUUCUAUGACUGGUGGGUUGAUAGAGUGAUGGCACGUGUUACUUCAGCAACGUUGAGUAUUAAACUCAAUGGGGAACCUCUUCCCUAUUUUAAACCAACGAGGGGUAUUCGGCAAGGGGAUCCUAUCUCUCCAUAUCUCUUCAUUAUCAUGGCAAACUCCCUUUCGGCUUUGAUGAAAAAGGCAGUAGAUGAGAGUACCAUUACGGGGAUAAAACUUAACGGGUAUUGUCCAACGCUCUCACACCUCCUUUUUGCGGACGACUCCAUCUUUUUCCUAGAUGGGAGACUUAUUGAAUGUCAAAACCUGAUGAUGAUACUGAAUCAAUAUUGCUACGCCUCGGGACAGGCUAUAAACUUGAACAAAUCGGGAGUUUUAUUUAGUGCAGACCGUCCCCCAGAUUUAAAGAGGAAUAUGGCUGCAGCAUUAAGGGUCCCCGUUAUGGAAAAAACCAGUAAGUACUUGGGAAUCCCUUCUGAAUGGGGAAAGUCGAAGAAGGAUAUGUUCUCCUGGCUGCUAGCAAGAGUUAACUCGAAACUAGAGGGGUGGAAGGAAAAUCUUAUAUCGAAGGCGGGAAAGGAAAUCUUGAUUAAAUCGGUAGUCCAAGCCCUCCCCCGGUAUGCUAUGUCUAUCUUUAAGGUACCACUAUCUAUCUGCAGAGCUAUUGAGAGAAGGAUAGCUAAUUUUUGGUGGAAAAAUUGCGAUACACGUAAGGGACUUCACUGGAAAAGUUGGGAGGUCUUAAAAAGAAGAAAAGAUGAAGGAGGGAUGGGUUUUAGAGACCUUGCAUCUUGUAAUAGAGCUAUGUUGGGAAAGCAAGCGUGGCGGCUAGCUCUUAACCAGAAUUCUCUGUGGAGAAAUGUGUUAAAAGGUCUUUAUUUUCCAAACAGGAAUUUCUGGCAGGCCGAAAAGGGGUCUCGCCCCUCCCGGGGAUGGCAGAGCAUUCUAACAAGCGGAGAUACGAUCGGUGAGGAUGUGAGGUGGUCGGUUGGCUCCGGAACAAAUAUUAAUAUCGGGGAAGAUAAAUGGCUGAAACAAGGAAUUAUUGGAGGACCAGCUAAUCGGAAUGAUCCUACACAAGUGGCUGAACCGAUAUCUCAAGAGGACCCCCAUUGGGACGAGAAAACUAUAAGGGAGCUCUUUGAUGAUAAACUAGUUGAGGAGAUCUUAGCAAUUCCACCGAGCUCUCUAGCCUCCGAAGAUAAACUUGUCCGGAUUGCUACAAAAUCAGGAAUUUUCUCUGUGAAAAGUGCCUACAAUACUAUCCGCAGCAAGGACAACGAGCGGGGCUCUAAACACGCCUCAUCUUCCUUCGGACCUUCUAGAAAGUUUUGGCACUGGAUCCGGCAUCUUCAGGUCCCCCCAAAAGUUAGAAUUUUUCUUUGGAGAGCUUGCCAAAAUGCUCUCCCAACUAGAGAAAAUCUACUUAGACGGAAUAUUAUUGACGAAGCCUCCCGCCCCUUUUGUGAAAACCAGACAGAAACGGUCGAACACAUCUUCUUCCACUGUCCCUGGACCAAAUCUGUUUGGAGCCACCCUACAAUGAAGUUACAAUUAUCAAGCACAGAUAUUUCAAGAGUAGAUCGAUGGCUUGAAGAACAACUCGAAAGGACGGGGAACUCCCUUCGGAUGGAGAAAAUUGCAGCAAUCCUCCGGUUAAUCUGGAAAUCCCGCAAUGAUCGCAUCUUUAGAAGCAAAAAUCCCAACACGGAAGAACCGAUUGAAAAAGCGGAUACCUUGCUCUGCAGUUAUAAGAGAUGGAACAAAAGAGAUGAGAAAGCCAUGCAAAAUCAACCUCACUUGCAGUCCGUGUGGGUUCCCCCAAAGAAUCGAGCUCUAAAGAUCAAUAUCGAUGGUUCCUUUGAUGCUGGAUGUAGAGAAGCGGCAAUUGCAGGUGUUCUUCGAGAUGGAUCUGGUACGCCGCUUGAAGGUUUCGCAGAAAAAAUCCAAGCUUGUUCACCUCUUCAUGCGGAAGCGAGAGCGCUAGUGGGAGCCUUAAAGUUUUUCAGAUCUAGAAGUGGGGAGGAGCUGUACUUGGAAACAGAUCGCAAGGCGUUGAUCGACGCCGUACUUGAACGAGAUGUAAUCCCGUGGGAGAUUGAGUCGCUUGCAAGACAUAACAUGGGGAGCGCGCUAUAUCCGCAAGGCUGGAUGAAGAGCAUGCUGCAGUUCUCUUUUGAGAGAAGCUCUCGUUGCAGCUUCUGCCUUCGUCGAAGCAUGUUGUGA